AAAAGGGCGAAAGCAUGGCCUCGGCGUCCCGGCAGUCCAGACGGCCGGGUCGAAACUCAAGUAGUCAAGAGAAAGAAACACUUGCGAAAGGCACCUGUUAACGGCGCUUCUUUUGAAGUUGACGCGAAGUCGUCUUCAGAGACAGACGCUGAGAAAAGAAAAUAUAGUUCAUUCACGACCGCAAGAAACACGAGGCCGUUCGUGAAUCUUGAAGAGUUCGGACAGCGCUAGGCAGGAGCCGUCGCUGCUGCUGCUGCUUCCUGCUGCUUCCUUCUCGCCAGACAACGUCGGAGCUUUCGCGGCCCUGACGCGCAUAUAAUAUAGCCGCUAGCAUCUCGUAUUCAAAGCCGGCUAAGCCAGCACAGUGAAUCUAGGUCCGCCAGAAGCGCAGCACGGCCAUGCUCAUUCGUUGUGGCUACGUCGCGGCCGCGCUGCUUGUUCUCUUGCACGCGGUAGUCAUGUCGGUUGGAGCAAUUACGCCGCCUAAUGGUCCCAUAAAAGUACCCGUUCGCAACGGAAGGUGCGUCUACCGUGGCAGAUCAGUAUGGGAAGCUUACAUCACCCUUGCAGACGGGAAGUGCGUGAAAGCCAAAUGCAAGCCCAAGGAACGCCUGCUGCACUUCAUUCCGAUGAAGGAAUGUAUGCUCCCAGCUGCUGGCAGGGGAUGUUUCUACGAGGACGGACUCUUGGAACAACAGUGCUGCAAGCCGAGCAUAAUCUGCUAUUAGCUACAAGCCCCAAAUAAUGGGUGCCCUGUGCCCUCGUAGUCUGUGCUUCGUACUUACCAAAACAGAAAAAUAAACGAUUCGUUGGA
Messenger RNA from Dermacentor silvarum, 814 nucleotides. RefSeq lists its product as uncharacterized. The transcript has 3 exons. The coding region runs from base 399 to 728 and encodes 109 amino acids. NCBI's taxonomy places the organism in Eukaryota, Metazoa, Arthropoda, Arachnida, Ixodida, Ixodidae. The record is from RefSeq and is a predicted model, not a curated record.